This is a messenger RNA of Caenorhabditis angaria, 946 nucleotides long. The record is from the annotation of a GenBank genome assembly. NCBI's taxonomy places the organism in Eukaryota, Metazoa, Nematoda, Chromadorea, Rhabditida, Rhabditidae.
AUGAAUCGAAUUUUCGGAACUGGUAAGAAAGUACCUCCACCAGAUCUCAGCAAUGCUAUCUCGAAUGUUGAAUCUCGAAGCGACAGCAUCGACAAGAAGAUUCAGAAAUUAGAUCAAGAUUUGCUUAAAUUGAAAGAUCAAAUGUCAAAAAUGCGUGAGGGUCCAAGCAAGAACUUGAUCAAGCAAAAAGCAUUGCGUAUUUUGAAACAAAAAAGAAUGUAUGAAAACCAAAAAGGACAAUUGGAUCAACAAUGUUUCAAUAUGGAUCAAAGCAACUUUGCUAUUCAAGGAAUGAAAGAUAAUCAAGUGAGUUAUAUUUUUAUACUGCCUCCAUGGAGAAUUAAUGUAAUUAUAAAAUCUAGGUAACUGUUGCUGCAAUGAAAGAAGGACUCAAAACAAUGCAAAAAGAAUACAAGAAAAUGAACAUUGAUAAAAUUGAAGAUUUGCAAGAUCAAAUGGAAGAUAUGCUUGAUAUGAAUAAUGAAAUUCAAGAAGCAAUGAGCAGACAAUAUGAUACACCAGAUGUGAGUAAAAAAUCUUGAAGUUAGCCGAAAUCAAUUUUUUGAAUUUCAGAUCGAUGAAGCUGAUUUGGAAGCUGAAUUAGCAGCAUUGGGAGAUGAGUUAGAUAUUGGAGAAACUGACACAAAUUAUUUGGAUGAGGCUUUAGCUGCUCCAGGAGUUCCAAGCGAAAAACCAAAACAAAGAGUGAGUAAUUUUAUAUUUUCUUACUAGGGAAGUUAGGAAAAAUUAAUCCCGAAUCUCACGUUUUUGACAACCGGAAACAUAAAAAUAAAAAUCAAGAAAUAAAAAAUAAAUGUUUCAAAUAGUCAUGGGUUCACGUAAAUAUUAAAUAGUUAUCCAGAAAAUUUUUCAAAUUUGCAUAAUUUUUCAGAUCGCCGAAGGUUUGGAAGUUGACGAAUUUGGAUUGCCAAAACUUCCCGCCUAA